GUGAAGGAAUACAAAGCAACACUUUCUGGAAAAUACAAAGAUCGAUCCGGAAAAUUGUCAGGUAACUGGUAUAUGUGCUAUGGAUGAUGGUUUCAUUUGUCAUUGCCGAUUACACACAUUCAAAACUGAAGCGACUGAAUGAAAAAUUCACGGUAACAGAUUCCGUUACAGUUGGUGGAAAUCCAUACUCAGUGUGCAGAAUAGGGCAAAACGAGGUUGCAACGUACAUAUGUGGUAAGGGUCAUAUACAGAUUGUUUCACUCGGAAAAACUAUACAGUUGGCAUCGACAAUAAAUAUCAGCAACUUUAAUGAUCCUGUUGGUGUUUGUUAUGAUACAACGUUUGACGCUAUCAUGUUAUGUGAAAGUAAUAAAAUAUCAGUAUAUAGCAAGUCCGGUAACUUAAUAAAAACACUUGAGAAGGAUAAAAAUGGUGACCAGCUAUUUACAGAAGCAAGACAAGUAGCAAUGAACAAAAAUAAUCAGCUCAUGUUUGUUUCAAAUGGCAAAGGAAAUAAUGUGAAGGCAUUGACAAGAGAUGGUGAAAUAGUUUGGACAUUCAGUGAUCCAGCAUUGCAGAGACCAUGGGGAGUCUGUAUCCUGCCUGACGACAUAAUCUUAGUCAGUGGACUUAGCUCACACAAUUUACUGCAGGUUAACAAGAAAGGUGAAAUGAUCAAUGAACUGUUGGGAGCUUCUGAACAACUACAGGGACCGUUAGCAUUGGCUUUUGACAAGAGGAGUUGUCGGCUGUUAGUAGGAAGCCAUUCAAACGAGUUACGCGUCUACACGUUAUCUAAGACAUGAACUAUAUUUGGGGGAUAAUCAAAAAUACCAUUGACUGUGCAUGAUACUAUCAAAUUUUUUUAUCAUAAUAGUUCUCUGUUAAAAUGAAUGUUUUUUGUUUCAUUAACAAUCAAUUCAAAUAACAAGCAUAUCUUGCUACCUUUUGCAUCUGAUAUUGUUACUUGUUAACAUUGGUAAUAUCUCUUUUUGAUAAUUCAUGUUAAGUAUCGCAAAUGUCAUAUUUUGUAUCUAUUCUUUACUAAAAAUUAAGAAAUUGAAAUUCGAAAAAUGGAUGCACAACACACUAGAUCUAUGUUUAUAUCCGAUAUCAAUUUGAUUUUUCUUUAAAAAAAUAUACUGCUCAUACAAAAUACUAAUACAUCAUUUAAUAUUAUUAAUAUUGAACAUAUUUUGAAAACUUAUGCGUAUUCAUGUAAUGCUAUUCAAGAUACUGCAUGAAAAAUUAUCUACCCUGUUGUAAAAUCCGAACAUUGGACGCAAAUUAAUAUGCAUGUAUAUGAAACAUGGGUAAUGCGAACCAUAAGGAACUUUAAAACUGACAACAUAGGACGGUUAUAUGUCUUCAAGUUCACCUGUAUGCAAAAUUUAAAAAAAAUUUACCAUGUGGUUUAUAAGUUAUGGAUAUAUUUCUGAACUAAAACUUUGCCAUUAGAAGGGCUUAUUUUCAGAAAUGAGGAAACUCUAAAUAAUCUGUAAUAUCAUCAUUAUAAAAAAAAUGUUUUUCUAUUGCUUAUUGUUAAGAAACAAUAAUAACAUUCAAAUAACAAAUUACACCAGCAAAAUGUUUGUUUCGAAACAAAAUGUUCUGAAUAUGUAUAAAAAUGUUAUCCUACCCCACCAACUUUAACACUAAUUUUACCAUUUCCCUAUCUAAAAUGCCUUAUUUAAAAUAUUCCUAAAAUUUUCCAUAAUGAGGGGCUGUUUUCAAAGUUUGCCUAAAUUUUCUUAAAGGUAUAUUGGUUGAUCAUGCGAAAUAUAAAAUACUUUUACCGUGUGUUUUUUAUUUUAUUAAAUUUUGAAAAUAUCUGUGUCAUAUUUGCUAUAAAUUUUGGCAUUAUUUAGCAAAUAAAUACCUACAAUAAUUAUAUAAUUUAAAUCAAACUCUUUUUUCUUCCAUAAGGGAUCAGAGAGAUACAUAAAUAAUGUUAAAAAGAAAAAAAAGAAAGAAAAAAAAGUUGCCCCUUCUGGGGUUUGAACUCACGCCCCUCAAUUUCAAUGUAGUUUGCAAGUGAUUUUAGCCUAUUUGAAUACUCUUCAAAGUGGAGGUAAUGCAUUACCCAUGGUCUACCUUAAGUCAAAAUGAUUGCUUUUAAUCAAGGUAAAAUGUUUAUAUUUUUGCUUAAUCAAUACACCAUACAUGUAUGUUAUAAUGAAUAUUCUAAAAAAGUUAGUCACAUCAUUUUUAAUGAUUGUAUAGUCAUUGUUAAUGAAUAUUAAACUUUUGAUCAUUACAUGUAAUCAAAGAACUCAACCAUUUGUAUCAUGUGACACUUAAACGUCUUAUUCACAUAAAAGUGAAGAAGUCGAAACAUAGUUCACAAUAUAAAUAUUUUAAAUAUUACUGGAGUUGUCUCAAGUUCUCAACAUAUAAAACAGUUCCGGAAUAGUAAUUGUUUGUUCUAUUUGCACAGCUUAUAAUAAUCAUGUUGUUGUCUCAAAGACAUUCAACUACAAAUUAUUGUAAAAGGAUUAAUUAUAUUUCAAUCAAAGUAGUACCAUGAUAAAAUGUGUCGACGACGUUACCAACUUUGCAAUGAAAAUAUAUAGAGCAAUUGUAAAUAACGUGAAUGCUUAUUUGUAUACACAUGUAUUAGUGUUCAACCUUACUGUUCUACAGAAAUAAGCUUCAUAUGAAAUUCAUAUUGUAUACAUGUAUUACUAUAGUGUUAAAUUUCAUGAAAUGAACAAAGCAAAAUGGGUUCAUAAAACGGUGUAUGGAUCUUAGAAAAUACUACCGUAACGUUACAUAACAACAGCGGAACAAACCAGCUAGCGUCUUAUCCAUUAUAAGUUUGACAGCUACGUACUCGUCCAAUGAAAUUCAAUAAUGUACUCAUCAAUGUUAUUUCACACCGUCAAUGUCCAUCGUUUUGACAGAAUUUUUUUUACUCUGAGAACAAUAUUGAUUUGAUAUGGAUAUUAACCAAAUAAUCAUAAGUUUAACUUAUUACUUUUACAUGACAGUAAUAAGUUAAACACAUGAUAAUUUGGAUGUUCCCAAUACUUAUUUCAGUUCUUGAUAACGUUCGCAUCGGCGUAUUUUACACUUCAAAAUCAACUAAAAACGCACAAGGUUACCAAUUUGUUGCAUUCAUUUACGUACGCUGUAAAUAAGUUACGCAGUCUGAAAACUCGAAGCCUAUUGUGUGUACUUUAAUUUAUUUUCUAAACAGCUGAAUCCGCUUCCGUUAAACAUUUGGCUGUGUAUCUAUAUUUUCCAAUUAAUAUCCAAUUAAAAUACAUGUACUAAAAUUUUAAGUGAAAAGAUUCAAGAUAAAAAAAAUCCAUGUUAUGUGUGAUUAAUGACCAAUUUUGCAGUAUUUUCACCAUAAUUCUACUGCGUUAGGGCUAUUUUUUGCAUGUUUACAACUCUUGUUGGUAAUUUACAUGGGUUGUAAGUACUGUUUGCAAUGUGAAAAUUAUUUACUUUGUUCACUUCACAACAUUUUACAUUUUAAUACAUUUUCAUAAAAAUUAGCAUGAAUCUGGAGGUGUGCUGCUUUAAUGUUACAAUUUUGUUGUAAUUUAACUUUAUUUUCUGUUUUGUUCUUUUUUUCUACUUAUUACACUGUGUACUAAAAAUAUUUGAUUUUAGUAGCCUUUCCGAAAAAAAUCAUAAACAGAAUUAUGACUUGAUUUUGAUGUUGUAAUAGCUUGUUUAUAGUUAGAUAUAUCUAUACAGUCAUGUUUAUAGUUGUAUCAAAAAUCAUUUAACUUAAGUGCUUCCAUUGAUGAUUCUGUUCAAUAUCUUUUUGCAAAAGUAACAUACAUACUUUGAUACAUAUAAUUGUAAAUACAUUGAUUUAUUCACAUAAUAAACAAUC
Molecule: messenger RNA, 3850 nt
Organism: Ruditapes philippinarum (Manila clam)
Lineage: Eukaryota; Metazoa; Mollusca; Bivalvia; Venerida; Veneridae
Exons: 1
Coding region: 84-806 (240 amino acids)
Source: RefSeq, a predicted model, not a curated record